CAGGGUCGCAACAUUCUGACCAACUUCCACGGCAUGGACCUCACCACGGACAAGCUCCGCUCAAUGGUGAAGAAGUGGCAGACGCUGAUUGAGACGCACGUCGAUGUCCGCACCACCGACGGAUAUCUGCUGCGAGUCUUCUGCAUCGGCUUCACUCGCAAGUGGCCCCAUCAGAUCAAGAAGACCAGCUACGCGCAGACCACCAAGGUGCGUGCCAUUCGCAAGAAGAUGGUGGAAAUCAUCACUAAGAGCAUCAACACCAACGAGCUGAAGGACGUCGUCCUGAAGCUGAUCCCCGACUCGAUCGCCAAGGACAUCGAGAAGCAGUGCCACUCCAUCUACCCGCUGCACGACGUGAUGAUCCGCAAGGUGAAGGUCCUGAAGAAGCCCAAGUUCGACCUGAGCAAGCUUCUGGAGAUGCACGGCGAGGGCAGAGGCGCCUCUUCAUCGGCUGCGCCACCGAAGGACGGUGAAAGUACCACCAAGGUCGACCGACCGGAAGGAUACGAGCCACCGGUGCAGACUGCUGUGUAA
Messenger RNA from Rhagoletis zephyria (snowberry fruit fly), 534 nucleotides. The record is from RefSeq and is a predicted model, not a curated record. NCBI's taxonomy places the organism in Eukaryota, Metazoa, Arthropoda, Insecta, Diptera, Tephritidae.